UUCAUUAACUAACCUAACUGUACAACUUAAGAAGGAAAGGUAGAGUAAGAGUUUGGGAGGUGGAAAGAACUAGCCAAUACACAACCGGAAUCUCCUCUAUAUAAGCCGUGCAACCUCCUCUCUGCUCUCCGCCCCCCAUCGCAUGUUCUAAUUAAGUUGUCUGUCGCGUAAAGUAAGCAGCUUGUUUAAUUCUUCGGAGCAACAUGGUUUCGGCCGACGCGAUCCGAACCGUGGUUGGGAUCUUAGGAAAUAUUAUAUCGUUGGGGUUGUUCCUAUCACCAGUGCCAACCUUCUAUAGGAUAUGGAAGAAGGGAGCGGUGGAGCAGUUCUCGGCGGCGCCGUACCUUGCAACCCUCCUGAAUUGCAUGAUGUGGGUGGUGUACGGGCUACCCCUGGUGCACCCCCACAGCACCCUGGUCCUCACCAUCAACGGAUUGGGCCUCCUCAUUGAGCUCUGCUACGUCCUUCUCUUCCUCCUCUUCUCCGAUGGCCGCAAGAGACUGCGCGUCUUCCUCAUCCUCGCAGCCGAGGUCGCCUUUGUAGUGGCGGUGGUUCUCCUGGUGCUCACGCUUGCUCAUACCCACGACCGUCGCACCCUCGUCGUGGGCAUCAUCUGCGUCUUGUUUGGGACCAUGAUGUACGCCGCUCCCUUAACAAUCAUGAAAUUGGUAAUCCAGACGAAGAGCGUGGAGUUCCUGCCCCUCUACCUCGCUGUUGCUUUUUUCUUAAACAGUGCUUGUUGGACCACCUAUGCUCUCAUCCGCUUCGACCUUUUCAUCACGAUACCCAACGGUUUGGGGCUAUUAUUUGCAGUAGCUCAGCUGGUGUUACACUGCGUGUACUACAAAUCCACCAAGCAACAGAUGGAAGCCCGAAGGAAGAUGACGGAGUUGAGUCUGGCAGAGGUGGUGGUGCCUGAAGAGAGCUGCCGCACUAGCACCACCGCCACAACCACGCCAAAAUGGCCACCACUCCGACAACCGCAAGAUACGAAAUCACCCGAUGCCUGAGAUCAUCCCAGUCUAAGCUAUAGCCAUCUCAAAUUUCUAAUCCUCCCAUUUGCUCCUAUUAGCUCUACUACUUUCUAUAUGUCGAGCUAGCUUUUUAAGUUGCUUGGGCAGCGACGAUAAGCCUCGGAUUGAACUUUCUAAAGAUGGGACACAUGUCGGUACUUGCAUAAAUCCUGCAAUCCUAUCUUGACCAAGAUGGAGAAUGUGUACACCUAUUUUUGGAAAAAUAAACACUCUACUCAUCCUACUUCUACGUAGUCCUAGGACUUCACGAUAGCUUGAAUGGAUCAGUUUUGCAUGUUUGACUGGUGUGA
Molecule: messenger RNA, 1324 nt
Organism: Ananas comosus (pineapple)
Lineage: Eukaryota; Viridiplantae; Streptophyta; Magnoliopsida; Poales; Bromeliaceae
Product: bidirectional sugar transporter SWEET4-like
Exons: 5
Coding region: 204-1010 (268 amino acids)
Biological process (GO): carbohydrate transport
Cellular component (GO): membrane
Molecular function (GO): sugar transmembrane transporter activity
Source: RefSeq, a predicted model, not a curated record